This is a messenger RNA of Botrytis byssoidea, 2565 nucleotides long. RefSeq lists its product as uncharacterized. The record is from RefSeq and is a predicted model, not a curated record. Bases 1 to 2565 code for a protein of 854 amino acids. NCBI's taxonomy places the organism in Eukaryota, Fungi, Ascomycota, Leotiomycetes, Helotiales, Sclerotiniaceae. The transcript has 4 exons.
AUGACUAAAAAUCCCUACCCCGUACUCGCGCCCCGCGGCCAAAUCCCCGUCACGCAUCUCCCACACCUUACACCAUCACUUACACCACGAAUCUCACUCACUCAGCGUAUAUUAACGCCGCUUAUUGUAUGUGCGACAUUGGUUACUCUACUGCUGUGCGUAGUUGCGGGUAUUGUCUUGACAGUUAAGAUCUUUGGGAAUGGGCAUGCGCUUGCGCUUGUAUUGAGAGUUGGGACAGGGUUUGUGGUUGUUGGGUCCUCACUCACUCUCAUCUAUCUCAUCCUACAUUUUUCCGCCAGUAUUCAAAACAAUCCCGUAGGUUUUGUGCGUCCUCCAGAGUUGAAACUGCACGCGUGUAGCUUCAUUACUGCGCGCGUUACACUUGUCUCGUGGAUGCUAUCGAUCAUCGUAUCUAGCGUCGUUGUGUCGAAAUCGAAAGUGUGUGUUCCAGGAACGACGGAUUGUAAGGUACAGAUUGGAGGGUUGGUUUUGAGCUGUAUUGGGCUCGUAGCAACAGGAAUCAUCCUCACCGCUCUCGAAGCUUGUCAAUACCCCUUCCAACUCCCGGGCCGUCCCAACCUUCUCCAAGAAGUAGAAAUCAACUGUCGAGUUUCUUCCUUCGACGACGAUCUCGUAGAUAGCAAUCUCACUUCCCUCAAUCCCUCCGCUGCAAAUAUUUUGCAGUCGCAUUUGGCCAGUGUAUCAGUCAGUGCCGAUUCCAUACCGUCACUUCCUGACGAUUAUCUGUUUAUGGGAAAUGAGAGGGAAGAGUGGGAGAAAAAUUACUCGCUUGCAUUAGCGAAGGAGAGAAUUACCAGAGAGACGAACAUUAAGAGAAAACCUGUGCCUACUGACCUAGCAAUAGAAGAGGGACUACCGAAAUUUAAGUCUCAGGUUAGUGUGAAUUCUAUGCCAGGGGAGUUUCCUGAAGAAAGAGAAAAUAUUGUGCCGUUAAGACCGAGAUAUACACCUAUUUCUGAACUCGUCUCUACGCCUUCAUCUACGCCUGUAAUAUUGGAAGAGAACGAGAAAGAAAAGGAAAAGAGCAAGAGCUGGGGACUCGGCUGGUCAUAUUUCACAAGAGAUACGAGCACGACCACUAGUACUGCAACGGAACUGAACGAUAACGAGAAGUGCGUAACUCAAUCUGAUUCAGCGAUAUCGUUGGGUGUCCCCUCAAACCCCAGUACCGGACAUUCCACGUGCGGUACCUGCGCGCAUCCAAAGUCGAAAUCUUCCAACAACUUUAUAUCGCAGAGAAUAGGAAGACAAAGGAACGUAACACCGAGUAGUAGUAUAAUCGACGCUUCAAUGCGAUCCCCAUUAUCCACCAUGAGAACCGCCGAGUCUCCAGAAACAGCCAUCAAGCCCGAUGUUGCUUUAGUUCCAACCACCAUUCCUUCAUCACUGGAUCGAACAUCUCCCCGAAAACCUCCUAUUACUCAACCGUUACCAAUUGCAAUUCUGAACGAAAUGAUGAUAAGGAGACCUUCCGUUCCUGCUCCUUCUAGAAUGCCAGGAGGAUUCACGAAAGAAUAUAUUCAAUCACCUUCUGCGCAUGUCAUGCCUCUCAAACGGAAACCAGUGGAAAGCGACAAAAUUCUCAACCGUCCGCCCAAAUCAUGGAAAGAUGCUCUUCCCGUACGAGGUGGGAGUUUCGAAAUCGAGCGAAAACCACUUGCAUCAAGCAAAGAAAUCCCUUCCCAUAAAUCCAAGAAUCCUGCUUUGAAUUCCAAACCAAAACAAAAGGCCGCAGAACCUAGACCAUCAUUAAAAUCAUGGAAAGAUUCUCUACCUAUCCGAGGCGGAAGUUUUGACCCGCAAAGAUCCACAGCGAAUAUUCGAGAUGUAUUUCCCAAUAUCACACGAGGACCUCUUGAUCAAAAUCAUAAUCAUAACUACAAUCUCAAGCCUAUAUCCCCACUCACAACCACUAAGCCCGCACCUCUUGCACCCAAAAAGAAGACCGCGAGCCAAAAAGCCAUUCACACGCCCCACAAAUCACCCAAUACCGCCAUCGUCAUCAAAAAACGCAGCACAGAGAUGCAAGUUCCCGGCGCAUUUAUCGAGUAUUCCAUGUUAGAAAGAACGAAAGAACGGCCCACUAGUCGAGAGAUGAAGAUACCUGGUGCGUUUAUCGAAAGUGUUCCUUCGACUCCUGAAUUCGAGAAAAAUCAAGAAGAAGAAACGAUUGUUCAGAAAAAGCCACAAGGAGUAAGGCCGUUGAAAUUACGUCCGAAAGGAAAAGUUCCUGAGAAGGAGAAAGAGAAUCAGAAAGUAAAAGAGAAAGUAAAAGCCAAAGAGACAGAACCUAGAAAUCCAAAGCAAGCAAACAAAACCUCCGAGGUUGACGAACCAGAAACUCUUUACAAACCGGCACCUCUCGGACCUCACCCCUUCAAAAGAAGAUUAUUAGGAAGAGCGAAUGUUGAGACUGCGAAAGAUGGGAAUGAGGUGGAGACUGCACAGUUAUGGAAGGGGAUGGACUGGGCGAGGGUGGAACCGCUAAGAAAGCUGAGUUUGGGGGAGGUAUCGAGUGGCAUGGGAAAUUUGUGGGAUGAUUGA